Sphaeroforma arctica JP610 is the source of this 288-nucleotide messenger RNA. RefSeq lists its product as hypothetical. NCBI's taxonomy places the organism in Eukaryota, Ichthyosporea, Ichthyophonida. The transcript is spliced from 2 exons. The record is from RefSeq and is a predicted model, not a curated record. The coding region runs from base 1 to 288 and encodes 95 amino acids.
AUGACGGAAGACGUAUACGGCUACGUUGACAUGGAGCGCACUAUGCUGGGAGCAGGUAGCGCUAGCAUUAAUGUGCUCCAUCCAGGAUAUAAUAUAAUGGUAACUGAACAGGACCGAGGAAAAAGCUUAAAGCAAUUAGAAAAGGCAAGAUCGACGCGAAUCCGACGGAACUCAGAAAAGAAUUUAAUGGUUUCUAACGUGCAACAUAAGAAAUCUCAGAGUUUGAGUAUUCUCGAGGGUAUAGCAAUUCAUAGUAUUUCAAAUGAUUCAACGAUACCUAAUAAUUGA